AUGGCCUCUUAUGGCGUGAAAAGCUUCUCACUCAACAAGCCCACCAAUACCCACAACAAUAACAACAAAGAAGGAACAUCUUCAAGGCUAUCCAAAUCACAGAUCGUCUACAGGAGCAAGCAAAGGAGGUGUAAUGUAGCAUAUGUGGCGAAGCGACUGUUGAAGAGCACCGGCAAGGCCACGUGGAUCGCCGGAACCACUUUCCUCAUCCUUGCCCUUCCCCUCAUCAUCGAGACGGGUCGCGACGAGCAGCUUAUUGAGCUCGAAUUGCAACAGGCCAGACUUCUUGGUACUCCACCGCACUGGUAGGUGAGGCCUCUGAGAAGUGAUUUAAUGUGGAAGUACGGAGAGUUUUUUGGAUUACUGAAUUUGAUUUUGGAUAUUAGGGUUUUAGAUUGGUUGGAGAAUAUUAGGGUUUAGAGGAUUGGGGUUUUAGAAAUGGGAAUUUGGUGGGUUUUGCUGGUUUGUUUUUAUAGAUGAUGAAUAUUACUUUUUGAGCUUGAUUUUGAACAUUGGGGUUUUAAAUUGGUUGGAGAAUGAUGGGGUUUUCAGGAGGUUUUGGGGUUCUAGAAAUGGGAAUUAUGGGAUUUUUGUUUGUUUGUGUCUGAUGGGUGAUGAAUGAUUUUGUGGAAUAUUCAUGGAUUAUGGUAUAAUUGUUU
Ilex paraguariensis (yerba mate) is the source of this 659-nucleotide messenger RNA. Lineage: Eukaryota; Viridiplantae; Streptophyta; Magnoliopsida; Aquifoliales; Aquifoliaceae. The record is from the annotation of a GenBank genome assembly.